AUGAUCGGAUUUGCUGCGGGUGCCGGUUUCCUCCUCUUUGGUUAUGAUCAAGGUGUCAUGGGAGGUCUACUGACGCUCCCUUCCUUCACCGAGACGUUCCCUUCGAUCGACACGUCCGGACAAGACGGAACCUCGUACGCUUCUACCCUCCAAGGUGUGACCAUCGGUCUCUACGAGAUUGGCUGCUUCAUGGGCGCCAUCUCCUGCCUCUGGCUCGGUGACAGUCUCGGUCGUCGUCCUGUCAUCUGGAUCGGAACGAUCAUCAUGAUCGUUGGCGCCAUCAUUCAGUGCUCGUCCUUCUCUCUCGCCCAGCUCAUCGUCGGCCGUAUCGUCACCGGUGUCGGAAACGGCAUGCACACGGCCACGAUUCCCGUUUGGCAGUCAGAGUGCUCGCCCCCUCACAAGCGCGGUAUGCUCAUCAUGAUCGAGGGUGCUUUGAUUACUGGCGGUAUCUGCAUGAGCUACUGGAUCGACUUUGCCUUCUACUGGAUCGACCCCUCGAGCCGUGACAGCAGCAUUACUCGCCAGGACCUUGCUGGUCCCAACUUCCCUCACGCCUCGGCCGCUUGGCGUGUGCCCGUCGCCUUCCAGAUCUUGCUCUGCAUUCCCACCUUCAUCACAAUUUGGAUGCCCGAGUCGCCUCGUUGGCUCCUACUCCGCGGCCGUGACGAUGAUGCUCGAGCCGUCCUUGCCUCGCUCGACCGCUUGCCCGUGGACGACGCUCUCAUCGACCUCAAGGUACAGGAGAUCAAGGACUCCAUCGCCGACGCUUCCGGCGUGGGCGUCAUGGACCUCUUCAAGCAGGGCAAAGAGCGCAACUUCCACCGUACUGCGCUUGGGUUCGUCAUUCAGAUGUUCCAGCAGAUCUCCGGUAUCAACCUCAUCACGUACUACGCCGCCACCAUUUUCGAGAACAACAUCGGCAUGUCGCCACUCGUCUCGCGUAUCGUUGCCGCAGCCAACGGAACGGAGUACUUUGCCGCGUCAUGGAUCGCCGUCUACACCAUCGAGAAGUUUGGUCGUCGCAACCUGAUGAUCUACUCGGCUUUCGCAAUGAGCUUCUGCAUGGCCAUCCUUGCCGGUACCACAUCGCCGGCGGCGCUCAACCCCGUGGGAGGCGUUCCCGACGCCAAAGCCCAGAACAAGAGCCCCGCCUACGCGGCCACCGUCUUCCUGUUCUUGUUCAACACCUUCUUCGCCAUUGGAUGGCUCGGAAUGACCUGGCUCUACCCUGCUGAGAUCACUCCUCUUUCGAUCAGAGCCGCCGCCAACGGAAUCAGCACGUCCGCCAACUGGCUCUUCAACUUCAUGGUCGUCCUGGUCACGCCCGUAGCCUUCGCGACCAUCUACAAUCGCACCUAUAUCAUCUUCGCCGUGAUUAACUUCGCCAUGGCCAUUGCAAGCUGGGCUAUAUUCCCAGAAACAGCGGGUCGCUCGUUAGAGGAGAUGGAUGGCAUCUUUGCGCAGGCUUCGAUUUUGAACCCUUACGACGUCGUCCGCAUCGAGAAGAACACGCCGCGCCGAUACGACACUUCGGGCAAUUUGCUUGCUUACGACAAUAUGCUCUCCGAGGAGGGCAAGGUUCCCUCUCGCGGCGCCGAGAACGAGAAGAACGACGCCGUAGCUCACGAGACGGGGUCGGCGAGCUCCUCUCACUGA
Jaminaea rosea is the source of this 1659-nucleotide messenger RNA. Its product is annotated as sugar transporter STL1. Lineage: Eukaryota; Fungi; Basidiomycota; Exobasidiomycetes; Microstromatales. Gene Ontology annotation, molecular function: carbohydrate:proton symporter activity. The coding region runs from base 1 to 1659 and encodes 552 amino acids. Gene Ontology annotation, cellular component: membrane. The record is from RefSeq and is a predicted model, not a curated record. The transcript is spliced from 3 exons. Gene Ontology annotation, biological process: transmembrane transport; carbohydrate transport.